This is a messenger RNA of Symbiodinium necroappetens, 2601 nucleotides long. Lineage: Eukaryota; Dinophyceae; Suessiales; Symbiodiniaceae. The record is from the annotation of a GenBank genome assembly.
AUGUGCAGCAGAGGGCCGGUCAAUGUCCAACCCGCAAUACACACUCCGAGGCACAAUUUGUUUGGAAAGCGGUCGCAGGACUUGACGCCCACUCCGCCUUGUGCCGCAAAACGGCCCUGCAGGGUUGCGUCUUUCCGAAGCAGUAUCAGCGAGUGCACGAAGGACAACGCAAUAAAGCGGCAGUGGAGAUUGGCGGAACCAUGCGCAGGGCUGCCUGCAGGGACGCUGACGGAACCAGACGACGACCUGCUCAUCAUCGGGCGGAAGGCUGUCAGUAAGCUUCACGGAGACGACUGUAUCCUGGAGGAGUUGCCACAGUCGGCCAAUGCUGUCGACGAAGGCGACAUGGAGAGCGACGUUGGCAGUUCGGAGGCCCUUAGCGAAGGUCUGGAACGCUUGCUUUGGUCCGAUGAUGAGGAAGGCGAGCAAGUCGAGAGAUGUCAAGACCUGGAACAAGGUGCUUUCUCUGAGAGCACAGCGCUAGUGCCUGCCCCGACGGCUUCAGAACUGUCGAGGCCGCUGGACUCACUGAGGUCCUUGGCACCCCUGGCCCUCGAGGACAUGAGGGAUGCUCGGGAGAUGGUCCUGGCACCGGUGCCGGUCUUGGCCUACGGCAGAAAUCGCAGGAGCGGCAGCACGAGCAAAGUUCAGGCUGUGGGUGCAUCGGCACCUUUGCUGGCAUUGCCGCCUGCGCCACUCACCGCUCUGCCACCUCUGAGUGUCUUGUUUGAGGCUGGCUUGGCAGCGUUUCGAGCCGCAAACGGCCAGGGGAAGGCGGCACCGCCUGUCCCUAACAAGGUCAUGCGCGAGCCGACCGACUGGCUCUAUCCUGCUCGCCCAUAUCCUUCACACGUGUGGCAAUGGGAUGGUGCCGGAGAAGCUCCCAGGCAGGGCCAAGACGGAUUCCGCAAGUUUGUGCAGACAGCCUUGGAGAGGUUCAGGAGCAGCGGUAGCGAAGAAGAUGCCAUGCAGAGCUCAGGCAGCAGCCUUCCUCUUCAGCCGUACCAGCUGAGAGUGGCGUUUCUGUUGCACCCGCUGUCUCCAUUGACUCGAUUGCUGGUGGUCCAUGCGACCGGCUCAGGAAAGACACGCACGGUUUUGGCUUCUGCCGACUCGUUUUUUAGAUCUGGCAAAGCCACCUGCCUGUUCUUUCCAGAAGAAGCAGUGAAGGAAAACUUUUACCAGGAGCUGCUGAAAUUCCCUGGCUCCUGGCGCGACUUCUUCUGUGCCUCCGAGAAUGUUCCCGAGUGGCGCAAGCGGCGCCAUCGCUGCUGGUCUGCAGAAGAAGUUGCCGAGUUCCCCCCUUCGCAAGUGGAGGCUUGUCUUGGCCUGGAAAGAAAAGUCCGACUGGGCGAGAUCUCUCAAGCUUUUCUGCAGGAAUGGUCUCAAGAACAUCCCGACGUUCCUCCACCAACAGCUCCUCUGCGCGCCUUCAAGUACACGUCUGCAGGGGGUUCCCGUGGAGGAUGGAAGCGGGACGGAUCUUUCGAUGCGUCCAGGAUGGACAGCGUGUUUCGCUUCGGCUUCGAUGGGAAGAACCCCAUGAGUAACAAGAACUUGGUUUUCGAUGAAGUACACAACAUACUGGCGCUUCCAAGGUGGAAAGGAAACUAUUGGAAGGAGCCUUUGCGUCGGCUUCGCAAGGCAGUCGCAGAUGCAAACGGCUCAUCGCUGGUCUUCCUAACAGGCAGCCCCAUUCAGACCGACACGAGCGAUGGGCAUCGUUUGCUGCGUGUUCUCAAAGGUCGAGAGCAUGCUUCAGCGGGCUCUGAAGGAUGGCUGGACAUGCAUCUCGUGCGGUCUCCGGAGUUCUUUCCUGAGGUCUAUCCAGCCGGCGUGCCAGACCGGCCACUAUGCUCGCAUUUGCAGGGAGAGCUGGUGGUCCCGGUGGACUUGCCUGAGGAAAUGGAGGCCAAGUAUAGAGAGCUUCAAGCUCAAGGAUGUGAUGUCGUGCGUUUGCGGGAUUGCUGCAACUUGGCCGUCCACCACUCUUGGGCUUUGCGUCCGCAAAAGCGGGGGCUCGUGCUGGAGGCAUCCGAGCAGCACGCUGCAAAGCUCUCCAAAGUCGCAAAAGCCGUUUGGGCCGAUCGGGAGAAGGCCAUGGUGGCAAUUUCCAGACGGGGUGGUUUGCAGGUGCUGCGAGAGCUCCUGCGAAUUCACGCCCCAAACGAAAGUGUCAAGAUAGCAGUAUUCUCUGGUCACAGCAGCUGUGUGGUUUCCAAGGGCAGCGAGGAGCAUCUUCGACCUGCGGAGGCCCUGCAGCGCUUCAAUGACAACAAUCAUCCUGAGGUUCAAGUGCUUCUACUCGACACUGCUUUUGGUCGAGAAGGCGUGUCAGCUCUGGGUGUUGGUCGCCUCCAUAUCUGUGAUGUACCAAGCAGUUGGGCAGAGUACAAGCAGAUUGUUGGUCGCGCCAUCCGCUUCGGAGAUGUGACACCCGGAUCACGUCGGAGGAUUUUGCGGGUGUCUUUGUGGGUAGCGAGGCUGCCUGGUGCAUGCGCAGAUGAGGAUCUUCUGGCAGAGCUCGGCGAACAAGGUCAGGAGCUUUGCGCAGCAGAGGAUGAGCUUAUGACCAUGAGCAUCACAGGAGGACGUUCUUGA